This is a messenger RNA of Durio zibethinus, 1037 nucleotides long. RefSeq lists its product as uncharacterized. Lineage: Eukaryota; Viridiplantae; Streptophyta; Magnoliopsida; Malvales; Malvaceae. The record is from RefSeq and is a predicted model, not a curated record.
CCCCAUCUCUCCACAUGUAUGACUGACUUACCUGGAACUAAGAAAUAUCAAAUAAUUUAUUCAUGGAGGUUUAAAUUAUAUAGUUAAUUCGAGAGAUAUUGCAAGUUGCAACUCUCCCAUGGCGUGCCAUUUCAUGCUUGCGAAUCACCAGGCAAGGAUGCAUACUAUAUUCUGAGGAAAGCAAAGCAUCUGCUAGAAACUUAGAAUUGUUCUAUAUAAUGUCUCUCUUAUCCAUAGAAUAUACUUAGAAUUGUUCUGUAUAAUAUCUCUCUUAUCUAUAGAAUAUAGACAUUUUUUUAUGUCUGCCUUAAAUGCUUAAGAAUUAAGAUCUCUAUUUCAACAGAAGAAGAGUCAAUGGAGGACUCUGGUGCUGAGUUCGCAGGCUUCCAAGUUUGUUUUCACAAAGAUGAACUGGUGUUUAGAAGGUCACUUAGCAGGCUGCAAAGGCGAGCACCUCGUCCUCUGCAGGUGAGGCCUAAUGAUUCUCUUGAACGCAGGGCUGCAUUACAAGAAAUGGAGUGCAGUUUAAAUUCAUUACAAUCAUCAUCAUCAUCAUCAUCACCAGCAGCAGCAGCAGCAGCUGCAGCAGCGUCUUCAUCUUCAUUUAAUUCAUUAAUCUAUCAAAGUAAAGAUCCGAUUCCUCUACUAUCUCCUCUUGUUUUGCCUUCUUCUCUUGAAUCAUCUUAUCUUCAUCAAGAAGGAAAUACAGAAAAAUGAGUCUUAUUUUCCUGUGUUUCACAUUGGAUAUCGUGUAUAUAUAAUAGAUUUGUAUUUGUUGAUAAUUCUUAUUCUUCUGUUUCUUGCUUCCUAUUUUGUAAAAAUGAGAAAUGUUCUUUGCUAAUUUUAGAGUUUUAAGUGAUCUAUUGAACAUUUGAAGAAGCGUCAGACUUGAAGAAGCAUCUGAUUCAUGUUGAUUAUUCCCCUGAUGGCUUAGAAUAACACCAAUUAACCACGAGUAAAGCUUGAGCCAAGAUUUAUGUUCACUUGGGCCCUGGGGCAAAGUUAUUACCCUAAUACAACUCAUAAGAAGUAAAAAG